This is a messenger RNA of Geosmithia morbida, 2244 nucleotides long. Its product is annotated as RhoGAP. Gene Ontology annotation, biological process: regulation of GTPase activity; signal transduction. Gene Ontology annotation, cellular component: cytoplasm. The coding region runs from base 1 to 2244 and encodes 747 amino acids. The record is from RefSeq and is a predicted model, not a curated record. NCBI's taxonomy places the organism in Eukaryota, Fungi, Ascomycota, Sordariomycetes, Hypocreales, Bionectriaceae. The transcript is spliced from 3 exons.
AUGGGACGCAAGAAGCCGGCUCCCCAGCCGCUCACGUUGCAGGCCUCAGCCACUUCUCCUACGGCAGCCGUGCGUAGCGGCGACAACAGCAGCAGCACCGGCCCUGAAAACAUGGCUUCUGCAGCAACUUCUCUAUCCGCCGCAGACUCCUCCAGAUCGCCCGUAUCUGCAACGGUCCCCCGCUCAUCUCCCUUUACCUCCAAGUUCUCUUCCCAAAACAGACGUCCUCAGACGGCACGCCCAGGCGGCGAAUCCUCGUCUUCUCACUCCUUUGCCGACCAGCAACAGCCGCAGCAGCAGCAGCCGCAGCAGCAGCAGCAGCAGCAGCAACAACUCUCCGCCCAGUUCGAGACCACGACCGUGUCGACCCGUUACGAGCCUGUCCCUGCGUCCUCGUCUCAGCCAGACGCCAGCAGACCUAGGACCGGACGCUUCCAUUUCAGCAAACCAUCAAAGACCUCCAAUCAGUUGACGGGCCAUUCUCACAAGCAAUCGGAACCCUUGGUCCCGCUCAGAGCGCAAAUCCAAGGCAAUCCCAACCAGAUCGACGCUGCCCCGACGCCCGUCAAGUCUUCGAACCCCCUGAGGCUCAGGUCAUCACGAUCCGAACUGUCCCUUCUGUCUACCGGUGAUCGCGAAUCCAACAAUACCAGCCUGGCCCCCCUCAGCAGAAAGAACAAGCCAAAGUCGUUUGGGCUCCUUGCAAGAAACAAGUCGGUGCGUGAUAGGGAGAUUAGCAGCCCAACCGAGCUGCGCGAUCCGAUGCCAGGCCUCGCCCCUCAACCGACCGCACUGCAACCCAUGAAGGACGCCAGCUCACCCGCCUUGAAGACCGCAUCAGCCGCCAAUGAGCGCUCAUUCCGAGAUAUGAUGGAUUCGUCCUCGCAGCGCAACAAAUCCGAGGACCGCGCACCCAAAAACGCCAACAACGCCGACAGCACCAACAGCAGGGAAGGCACUUCGUCCAGCAGCCGCGAAAACAGCAGUAACCGCCAUCAGCACCAUCACCAUCACCGCGACAAGGACGCUCGGGAAAACAAGACCCCCAACCUCCCGCCCGUGUCGAGAGAGAAUGGAAGCUUUCUCAGUGGCCUUAGGAGCUCGUCGACCAAGGCGGCAGGAAUGAUUGGCAGCCGCUUCUUCGGUAGGGGCCUCCGCAGCGCUCACGCAUCCGACCGCGAGUCGUUAGACGACGAGCACUAUGUCAUCAAGGUGCUCAACCUGCCCCUCGCCGAGCAGGCCCGCAAGACACGCAUCUCGAAGCGCCUGGAGGAUUCGAGAGACAAGACGGAGUUCUGGAUGCCCUCGUUCCCCUGGAGGGCUAUCGACUAUCUCAACUACAAAGGUUGCGAGAUCGAAGGCCUCUACCGUGUGCCGGGAAGUGGCCCACAGAUUAAGAAGUGGCAGCGGAGGUUUGACGAAGGUGAGAUGAGCCUGCUCGGGGCUCUGGGCCCUGCCGACUCUGGUGCGUGGAGUGUGCAGCAACUGACGCGAAUUCAUCUACUUGCAGAUCUUGACGUGGACCUGUUUGAGCAGGACGACCUAUACGACAUCAACAUCAUCGGAUCCAUGCUCAAGGCCUGGCUGCGUGAGCUGCCGGACGAGCUGUUCCCCAAGGCGGCCCAGGAGCGCAUCUCUCGGGAGUGCGCCGGUUCCGAGGAGGUGCCCCAGAUGCUCAUCGACGAGCUGUCUAACCUCUCCCCUUUCCAGUACUACCUCUUAUUCGCAAUCACGUGCCACCUGAGUCUACUUCUAGCCCACUCAGACAAGAACAAGAUGGACUUUAGGAACCUGUGCAUCUGCUUUCAGCCGUGCAUGAAGAUUGAUGUCUUCUGCUUCAAGUUCCUGGUCUGCGACUGGAGAGACUGCUGGAAGGGCUGCAAGAAUGAGAGCGCCUUCAUUGAGGAGGAGUACGCCCUUCUCGACCAGCCACCACCCCCAGGCCUGGGCCUGGCCGCAGUACAGGAGCCCACCUUCAACGAACAGAAGCCACCGGAGCAGAGACAGCAGCAGAGACCCCCCAAGACACCACCGUCCGACGGCGACGAUGACGCCGAAAGCAGCGUCAGCAGCAAGAACUCGACUUCGAGCGACCGCAGUACGGGGGCAAGCGCUUGGAAGACGCCGAAGACACAAGCAUCGCUGAACAGCGACCGAGAAAUUACGACCACCCCGAAACUGACCAAGACGGCCGCCCUUCGACGACUGUCACCCAUCGAACCGUUGUCGCCUCUCGGAUUCUAG